Messenger RNA from Camellia sinensis, 1677 nucleotides. The record is from RefSeq and is a predicted model, not a curated record. Lineage: Eukaryota; Viridiplantae; Streptophyta; Magnoliopsida; Ericales; Theaceae.
AAAGCAACCAGACAUUAAUUCAAAACCGGGUCCGUAGUAGAUCUGAUAAGAGAAAUGCAGGCAGCUCCGGCACCGCAUCAGGCGGCGGCCCACUCGCCGGCGGAGUCGCGGGAAUCAACGACGGAGGCGCCGCCGAAGCAGGUGGCGCUGGCGAUGGACAGGCUAUCCCACGCCUCCCGUCUCAUCGCCGACAUUAGGCUCGGUGCUGACCGCCUCCUCGAAGCCCUCUUCGUCGCCGCACAGCCUCACCACUCCAGCAAACCAUUGGAUUUGAUCCUCAAAGAAGAGGCCUCCAUGCGAAAGCACCUCCAAGACCUCCGAAACAUCGGAAGGCAAUUGGAAGAUUCUGGGGUUCUUAACGAGUCACUUCGGUCACGUAGUAAUUCAUGGGGCCUACACAUGCCUUUGGUUUGUCCAGAUGGUGCAGUUGUUGCCUAUGCAUGGAAACGUCAACUUGCUGGUCAGGCUGGUGCAUCUGCUGUUGAUAGGACCAGGUUGGCUCUCAAAGCAUUUACUGAUCAGAAAAGGCGAUUUUUUCCUCACCUUGAUGAGGGUGCUGGUACUGAAUCAGUUUCAAAGAAACACUGUGGUUCCCAAGUAUCAACAGUGAGCCAUGAAGAAGAGCUUAAUGACUAUAGAUCAAUGCCAGAUAUUUUAUUGCAUAUGGAAAAGGAAGUGCCAAAUGUGAAAGUUUUUACUUACGAACGGUUGGAUUGGUUAAAACGAGCUUCUUCACUUCCCUCUUUGGCCAAUGAGAGUAUCAUAGAAUCAUCAAAAGAACAUAAUUUUCAUAGUUCAAAUAACAUAAGGCAAGGAACAGUAGGCAUUGUUGCUGCAGAGAAAGUUGCUGUAAUUGAGCUGUUGUUUCCUUCUGUUUUUAGGGCUAUAGUAUCACUGCAUCCAGCUGGUUCCAUCGAUCCUGAUGCAGUUGCUUUCUUUUCACCAGAUGAGGGAGGCAGCUAUGUACAUGCAAGGGGCUUUUCAGUGUAUCAUGUAUUCCGACACAUCACGGAACAUGCUGCUAUGGCUUUGCAGUAUUUCCUUGGCCUGAGAACCGAAACGGCUCUACUUUCUCUUUUGCACUGGAUCUGCAGCUAUCAAACUCUGUUCACAAAAGUUUGCAGUAAAUGUAGACGGUUACUGUCAAUGGACACACAAUUGGCUUUACUGUUGCCUCCAGUUCAUCGCCCUUACCGGAACUUUUCUGGUGGAAAGGCCUCAUCAACCCAAUCAAGUUUGUCGACGAAGGAUCAGAGCACGGACAUUACGCACGCCUAUCAUGUUGGCUGCUUUUUAGAGGAAUUGUAGUCAUCCUUUGUCGCAGUUGUGUUCAGUUGCUGAUGAUAUCUUGUAAGGUUAUGUAGCAUACUUUUUUCUUCUCUCUUUUUGGCUCAGCAGGAGGUAGGAUAGCAAACAUUCUAGGGCUUAUUUUAGAUUCAAGUCAUAGCUGUGGUAUUGGGUUAGAGAAUUUUUGGUUCUUUUUCUACUUUGAGAUUGUAGUUUUCAACUUGAGGCAGCCAUUUUGUAUAAAUAAUGUCAAAAGUCAAGGCUGGCUACACUUUCUUUUCAUUUACAAAGAGUAUUUUUGGUUAUUGGUUCAAUGAUUAAAAUUUUAAUCUAUUAACCUGUGGGCUAUUCUUUGUAAACGUUUAUUAAGGGGUACUAAGUUUGGACUUU